UCUCUCCCAGGGGUCUCAAUUUUUCAUUUACAAUCCACUCCACUGCAUGCCAGUGAGCGCGCCGUUUGAAGUGCCAGAACGCGUGUGUGUGAGUGAGCAGGGAGCACGGCGUGGAGCAGAGGAGAGAGCCAACAGCUUCGUGAAGGCGGUGGAGUGUCCUGCCUCCUCUCCCUGCUUUACACACAUGCAUCUGAAAGGCAUCAGCAUUUCUGGAUCGGCGCUCAGUCAACAACUCCGUGGAGCUCUGGAAGUUUUUUUCGCAUUUUGAACCAACGAUACUUUGCAGAAAGAGAUUAUAUGGCUUUCAGUGGACGCAAUCAACAGACUUUGUGGUCUUCAUAGUCCUAUUAAGUUGCAAAACGUUUUAAACUAGGUCAAAACAUUGCUCCACCUGGAUAAGUAGCUAUCAUAGUGAGCAAAGACAACGAAGGCAUCGUUUUGGAGGCUGUUUCUUAGGAGUUUCUCUUUGAAUAAACGCAAGGAGGACCUGUUUGGUUAACCUAAUACUCUUGCCCAGUUUUUUUUUUUUCUCUUGUAUCGUAUUUGCGUCAUGACUUCUAGCUAUGCACAUGUAAUGGACAGACAAGCAACCAUAUCCAGCAGACUGGAAAGUCCCAUUACAGCCAACCUGGAAAACCUGCAAGCCAAAAAGAACUUCUCGGUGAGCCACCUGUUGGAUCUAGAGGAGGCUAGAGAAAUGGUCGGUUCUCAGGCGGACGAAAGUGUUGGCGAAGCGGGCAGGACUAUGCUGGAAUCUCCGGGUUUAACCAGCGGCAGUGAUACAACACAACAGGAGAAUGAACAGCUGAACGCAGAAGAAAAGAAGAAGCGGAAACAACGGAGGAAUAGAACUACGUUCAACAGCAGCCAGCUGCAAGCGCUGGAGCGAGUGUUUGAGCGGACACACUACCCAGAUGCCUUUGUUCGAGAAGACCUGGCACGCAGAGUCAAUCUCACCGAAGCUAGAGUUCAGGUGUGGUUCCAAAACAGACGGGCAAAGUUUCGGCGCAACGAGCGGGCGAUGCUGGCCAGUAAGAACGCUUCGCUUCUCAAAUCGUACUCAGGCGACGUAACAGCGGUGGAGCAGCCUAUCGUCCCCCGUCCCGCACCCCGUCCAAAUGACUACCUGUCCUGGGGGAGCGCAGCCCCAUACAGCUGGUACCCAAGGCCGGAGGGAGGGCCAAUGCGAAUGCCACAGAAAAUGCUGCCCACAGAAAGCAACACCAUGGCAACCUACCCACCCACUUGUGCCAACACCACUUCCUCCCAGGGAAUGAAUAUGGCCAACAGCAUUGCUAACCUGAGACUGAAGGCCAAAGAGUACAGCCUCAACCAGGUGCCCACUGUCAACUAAGCCUGAAACGGGGGACGAGAUGAGGGGACAAAGAGAAGCAAGAGACGUUGAGAAAAGAAGAACGCAGAGAAGCUGGAUUAAUUUGGCCUUCUGCAGUGUCAGAGCAGAGUGGAUGUGACUUUUCGCCCCCCCCUAAAACAAUGGAAUUGCAUUGUUGUCCCUCUCAUUUGGCUUUUUUCUUCAUCGCAGAUGAAGGUAUGUUUUUGAGAAACUUAAUCUCAUUUUGUACUGAUCCGAAGAUUGUAAAGACAGCGCAAGGACUGCUCUUUGGACGAGCAGGGCUCCGCUAAAUCUGUAAGAAGUGGGAGACGGAGCGUCUGGAUGCUGUAAGCUGUUCUUUCCUUGUUCUUUUUUGGCUUUAUUUUGGGUCGACCGGACGGAAAGUAAAGACACUUUCAUGGCAAACAAUGGAGGACUGUUGUUUCACCACGGAAUGGUUUAAAUUACACAAGAGGUUUAAUGCUGAGAUUUGGCUAAAUAGUAACCCACAAUGUCUCCCAUGUCUACAUCCAGUAGAAUAAAGACACAUUUGUGGACUUUAAUCAGUAAACAUGAGAUGUUUAAAACUGUCAAUGCUAACUGAAGCAUUGGGGUUGGAUUACAUCUUUUAAUGUCUUUAAUAUUACACCACUGUUUAAGGUAAAUACUGUGCCCCACGGUGACCUAUGUAUCUGCUCACAGUACAUUAACACAAUUAUGUUUCAGAUUUUCCAAACAUGACGAGUUUUUUACCAAUUAUAUUUUCUUUCUUAUAUUUGGAAACCAUAUAGUAAUAAACCAUUUUCAAGCAAUACAUCUUAUACUAUUGUGUUGAAUCCCGCAGCUGAAGAGACAUGCAUAUUUGUUUUUGCUGUUUUUCGCUAAAUGCUCAUAUGUGAGAAACUGUUGCAGGCAACAGUAUUACUCCAACAUGACCUUACAAAAUAUAUCCGUAUGUAAGAUUUCAUGCUUUAAGUUAGUCAAAACAUCGACGCUACAAAAUAAAUAAUCCAAAAUGAAGUUUGUUUCAUAUUAUAGAUUUUGAUGGUUUUCAAAUUGUGUUUUUUUUUUUCAAAUUGUGUCCAAAACUUUGUGAGGGAAGACAUUUUACCGUACAAUAUAUUAAUAUUAUUUUUGACCAGAUUUAAUUUUUUGCAGGUUGUCUUUUUGGGAAGCACAUUAAGCAACACACCCGUGUUAUUACAAACACU
This is a messenger RNA of Labeo rohita (rohu), 2544 nucleotides long. It is a transcript of the gene prrx1b, whose product is annotated as paired related homeobox 1b. Gene Ontology annotation, molecular function: DNA binding; DNA-binding transcription factor activity, RNA polymerase II-specific. Lineage: Eukaryota; Metazoa; Chordata; Actinopteri; Cypriniformes; Cyprinidae. Bases 551 to 1354 code for a protein of 267 amino acids. The record is from RefSeq and is a predicted model, not a curated record. Gene Ontology annotation, biological process: regulation of DNA-templated transcription. The transcript is spliced from 5 exons.